CAGGCAGUAAGCAGUCCAAUUCCACAUGACUCCCAUGAGGCAGCUCAGGUGGAACAUAUCUUUCUCAGCAUGCCCGAGGCCACCACGCACACAUGAGCAUUGUUGAAAAGAUGAAAAACAUACUAUAACGUGGCAGCAGAAGCCUUAAAAAUAUCCAUGCAGACUGGGUUUCCAAAUAUAGCUGCUAUAUAUUCACGCAGGUAACGGAGUGGCCAGGAUAUGUUUACUCAAAACUGACUGCAAAGAAAUUAGAUCUUAGUAUAUAGGGAGGGGUCACACCUUGACUACCCCUCCCUGCUUGCUGAACAGUGUGGAUGCAGCCAGGCUCUGGAGGUACAGUAGGUAAAGAAAUCAGGUCAGUCCAGUUCUCAGGCUCUCUCUUACGAAUAUCAGGCCUCACCUGCUUGCUCUCUCCAGUCUAAUUCAAAACACAGUUUUGGUCUGACACAUCUUCUCUGUUGCACCUGUAAGCAGAGCUCCCUGGGAAGCUAGACUGCAGCUGCCUUUCUACAGAUCAGAAGCACAAGGAUCUUGAAAGAGAGACUCUUGCUCCCAGUAAAGAUGGCUUUUCCCUUGCCACUUAUGACUGCGAUGAUUUCAAUCUUUGCUCUCCUAGGGGCUACACAAUCCCAGAGUUCAACCACCUCCCCUGUUGUUAUAAUGACCACCAAUUCUGCUAUAGCCGUAGAAACCUCUUCAACAAAACCACUCGAGGACACAGUCCCACUAGCAUCAACAACAAUAGUUGAACCUCAACCAACCAUUUCAGAAAAUUCAUUUUCCACCACCAGGGCAAUAAACAGUUCAAUAAGCACUGCAGGGGAAGCGACUGUGACAGCAGUAGUUAGUAGCACUGCUCCAGAAACAACAACAGUCCUUACUGCCACCACAGAGAUCACAACCGGCACCCCGGACUCGCUUAACCCAAUAACUCCAGGGGACAACUAUUCAAGCACAGGCACCUUCUCAUCUACCACUCCUAGCAACAGAAACGACUCCACAACCACAAACUUCUCAACUUCUACCCCAAGCGGUAACUUCUCUACUUCUACCCCAAGCGGAAACUACUCCACUUCUACCCCAAGCGGUAACUUCUCUACUUCUACCCCAAGCGGAAACUACUCCACUUCUACCCCAAGCGGUAACUUCUCUACUUCUACCCCAAGCGGAAACUACUCCACUUCUACCCCAAGCGGUAACUUCUCUACUUCUACCCCAAGCGGAAACUACUCCACUUCUACCCCAAGCGGAAACCUCUCCACUUCUACUCCAAGCGGAAACUUCUCCACUUCUACCCCAGAUGGUAACUUCUCCACUUCUACUCCAAGCGGAAACUACUCCACUUCUACCCCAAGUGGAAACCUCUCCACUUCUACUCCAAGCGGAAACUACUCCACUUCUACUCCAAGCGGAAACUUCUCCACUUCUAGCCCAAGCGGAAACUUCUCCACUUCUACCCCAGAUGGUAACUUCUCCACUUCUACCCCAAACUUCUCAACAGCAGGUAACGUUUCAACAGCAAGAACAACAACAACACUGAGCAGUACGACUGCAAACACCACCCCCAUGACUACAGGCUCUCCAGGGACCAACAAGAGCAGUACGACACUCAAUUACAUGAGUACCACCGCCCGUCCGGGGGCAGGGAACAUAUCCUUUCCUUCCAAAGAUGCCACUCCUCACAGUAAAGAAAAUGACGUUGGUGUCACAGUGGGGGCCAUUGUUGGAACAGCCCUAGGAAUCUCACUAGUGGCUCUGGUCCUCUACUUCAUAUUUAAGAAGGCAAAAUCAGAGUCCUUCAAUCACCGCAGACUCUAUGAAGAUGUGUCUGCAUAUCCAGUUCUCCGAUUGGACAGCUCAGCUGAUCAACCUGAUCUACGCUAUGAGGGAUGCUACAAUCCUGGAGUCACUGGGGACUCUAUCCAAAUGGCCAACAUCCACUCACAAGGGCAGGAUGCUUAGUGGACCUGGACAAGAAUGGGCUCAGCUAAAACAAAAAAAAAUGAAUUAACACAACCCAGUUAUUUAUAAUGCAAUUUUGAAAAAAAAUAAAAAAAUCACCUGGUAUCUGACAAGCUGGCUCGUCUUACAGACUUAAAAAAAACAACCCCUAAGCGACUGUCGCGUUAGAAAAGUACAGCUUUCCUUUGGCAAGAGAAACUGCCUUUUUGUAAAUUCCCAAAGCUACCAGUGAACACAAACCUCUGCAAGUUUAUUCAAAGCUAGCUUUCAGAGAGACUGCUGUAACGUUCCCAGGCAAGAGCACAAUAUUUACUGUUCCACAUUACAGCAGUGAUGUAGGCACUUACCCAAAUGCUGGCUGUUUGGAAAUUAAAUACCUGUACAGUAUAAAUCAACAGGACUAAUGUUUAUUAUAAAUGUUUGGGGGCAUAACAGUCACAUUCUCUUUUGGGCAAAACACAUGCCAUGUUUUAUUUUCCAUGGUUAGUUCCAUGGUUAAAACCAAUUCACUAGUUGUUAGCUGAAAAAAAAAAAUAGAUUUUAUAACUAUUCAUAAUAAUAAUAAUAAUAAUAAUAAUAAUAAUAAUAAUAAUAAUAAUAAUAAUAAUAAUAAUAAUAAUAAUAAACCAUGAAUGCCGGUAUUCUGCAAUGCUAGCCUUAUGAAAACCAUUUUAUUGUAAUGUAACACUUGGUAUUUCCCUAAAAUAAAUAUAUAUUUGUUUCAAGUAUUAUAA
This is a messenger RNA of Acipenser ruthenus (sterlet), 2696 nucleotides long. Its product is annotated as nuclear pore complex protein DDB_G0274915-like. The coding region runs from base 562 to 1962 and encodes 466 amino acids. The transcript has 4 exons. The record is from RefSeq and is a predicted model, not a curated record. NCBI's taxonomy places the organism in Eukaryota, Metazoa, Chordata, Actinopteri, Acipenseriformes, Acipenseridae.